Toxoplasma gondii ME49 is the source of this 5374-nucleotide messenger RNA. Its product is annotated as NAD(P) transhydrogenase subunit beta, putative. Bases 980 to 4714 code for a protein of 1244 amino acids. The record is from RefSeq and is a predicted model, not a curated record. The transcript has 4 exons. Gene Ontology annotation, molecular function: NADP binding; NAD binding. Gene Ontology annotation, biological process: NADPH regeneration. NCBI's taxonomy places the organism in Eukaryota, Apicomplexa, Conoidasida, Eucoccidiorida, Sarcocystidae.
AUAAUGGAAAUUGGAAUAAUGCUGUGACGUUUGAAGUCUGAUAAAAUUCCAAGGGAGAUAGGAUGAGAUAAUGGAAAACAAAGAACAUGCACCACAAGAUGCUAGAUUAUCAUUAGAAACAAGAGCCGUCCUUGAGGUGUCAGGGCGUAUGUUCAUCUUUUAUUUGAAUUACCGGCAAAACGUCUUUGCGUUGGAAGGAAAUGAAGGGGUCUUGGUGCGUUGACUUCUGCUGGCACUCAGGGUAUAAGAUUCCGACUUCAUGACUGUCUCACCUUCAUAUGCCUCGAUUGUUUGUGUCCCUCCCCCUUUCCCUAGUUCGCUGCAGCUCCAGUGUGUUUUCUUGAAGCUGCCUAGGAGCCCAAGGAACAGCGACUAUAUGUGAAUAUGAACCAUUUCUAGGUAUGGCCGUCCAUAGGCGUGACAUCGCCGGGCUUUUCAUGUCCCCAUUUCUUUUUUCCACCGUCUUUUCCUGUUUCUUGACGUGUGCCUUCUGAAAUUCCCUGAGCAGCUCUGCCGCUGUCGUCAGUUACGCACACAGUAUCAUUCCUUCGUCACUGUAUUUUUUCACCCCAAAUAGGUCUUUCUGGAGGAAUGAAGAUCCAGUGUGUGGUAUCAUUUCUCUCACCUGCAAAGUUGUUUUAUUUGUUUUGCAUUGUUUGACGUCUCAGCGAAGGCUAAGAUUUGCGUGUUCGUGCUCGUGUUUCACACCAGUCUGAACGUCCUGAGUCGCUUUGUCUCACACCACCGACAAUACCCGCCACGCGUGUCCUACGACUUUCGGCGUCUUCAUUUUCGUAUCCUAUCUGGCCAUCGACCUUUCUGCUGCUUCAAUAGCUUGCAGCACCUUACAAUCUUCCAACAUUAACUUCCCCAAUAAUCAAAACCCUCGGUGUCUCAUCUACUUCCUCGUUGCUCGUAGAUUCUCGCUUACCUUCCAGUGUCUUUCCACGUUCUGUCCUUCUUCUGCAUUCUCUGCAAGAUGACGGACCUAGACCACGGUAGUUCUCUUUCUUACAAUGCCGAUAACGCCGAGUCCACAGAAGCAUCGGGCAGCUGGCUUUCGGAGCACAUGGCCCCUGUGCGACAACUUCGUGUGAACGUAACAGAUUACGAAAACAUUAUAGAACCCGAUGUGUGGCUGCAAGUUAUCUAUACAUCAGCGGCACUAUUCUUCGUUCUCUCGCUGCGGGGUCUCAGUCGGCAAGAAAGCGCAAAAAUGGGGAAUAUUUACGGAGUAAUUGGCAUGCUCGUAGCGGUCAUAGGCACUCUAGUGUCGCCUUUCGUCUACGACAGAGCUCUGUGGAUAUUUUUCGUCGUCUGUGUCCCUCCUGCUGUCCUCGCCGUUAUUGUCGCUAUGCUGGUCAAGAUGACUUCGAUUCCCCAGCUCGUGGGAGCGUUGAAUGCAUUUGGAGGCCUAGCAGCCACCCUGGAAAGCUUCGCCCUUUAUUUCUCCCCCUACGAGGUAGCGAAACAAGAAGCAAUGCAAUCGGUGGGAGAGACACGGUACCUCCAAUUCCAGGUAUACCAGACCGUCUUCUACCUGAUUGGUGCCUCCAUUGGAAUGAUUACAUUUACAGGGUCGCUGGUGGCCUGCGGGAAGCUGUCAGGUUGGAUCGCGUCGAAACCCCGAGUGAUGCCGCUGCGUUGUUUCUGGAUGCCAGUCGUUCUCGCGCUGCUUUUGGCGGCAGGCGCGGUGGCGGGUGUCUUAGGUUUGGACAACGUCCCCGUUGGCACUGUGUGUCUGUCCCUCUGCACGUUUUUGUCCGCCGUGUACGGCGUCUGUUUCGUGCUCGCGAUCGGCGGCGCAGACAUGCCGGUGGUGAUUUCUGUGUUGAACAGCGGGAGCGGGUGGGCGGGGGUUUUCGCGGGUUUAACCCUUCAGAACAGCAUCAUCAUCAUCGCGGGCGCGUUUGUGGGCGCCUCAGGCAUCAUUCUGUCCUACGUGAUGUGCACUGCGAUGAAUCGGUCACUCUGCAACGUGCUGCUCGGCGGGUUCGGUGACACGGGCAAGGAAUCCAACGCGCAGGCGUUCGAGGGAGAAGCGAAAAUCGCGACCAGCGAACAAGUGGCCGCGUACCUUCUCGCCUCACAGAGUGUGAUCAUCGUCCCGGGGUACGGCAUGGCGGUUUCCCACGCUCAGUUUGCGGUUCACGAGCUAACUCAGCAACUGCGGGAGCGCGGAACUCAGGUCCGCUUUGCGAUUCACCCGGUCGCGGGGAGACUCCCAGGCCACAUGAACGUUUUGCUCGCCGAAGCAAACGUUCCGUACGACAUCGUCUUGUCCAUGGACGAAAUCAACGAAGACUUCCCUCAGACGGACACGGUGAUUAUCAUUGGCGCAAACGACACGGUGAACCCCGCCGCGCAAAAUGCGCCCGGGUGCCCGAUCUACGGCAUGCCUGUUCUGGAAGUUUGGAAGGCGAAGAAAGUCAUCGUGCUCAAACGGUCCAUGCGCGUCGGCUACGCGGGCGUCGACAACCCGCUGUUUUUCUAUCCGAACAGCGAAAUGCUGCUCGGAGAUGCCAAAGCGUCUCUUCAAACCCUGCUUACCGACAUGCAAGACAAACUGGACGCCCACCCUAUCGAAGCCAGCCGCCUUUCGUCCGAAACUCAAACCAAUAAAAGCGCCCGGAUUGCCGUCAACGUCGCGGGGGACAAAAGUGCCAAGCAGGAAAAACCACACGGCGCCGCCGCAGACAAGCCAGACGCAACCGAGACUGCAGGAACAGUAGGGGUAACAGUGACUGGAUCAGGAGCGCCAGGGGAGGUGCCACCAGUUGCCGAGAGUGCCCCGCCGCUGUUCUUCGUAGGUGUGUUGAAGGAGCGCAGGCCGUUGGAGCGGCGCGUGGCGAUGACGCCGAGUGUCGUGAAGAAGCUGCGAGAGCUCCAGCUGGGAUGCAUCAUUGAAAAGCAAGCAGGCGUUUCGGCGGGGUUUCUCGACGAACAGUAUAUGGAAUCGGGUGCGCUGAUUGCCGACACGGCUGAGGAGGUGGUUCGUCUGUCUCGCGUGGUUGUGAAAGUGACGACUUUCGAGUGCGACGAGGUCGCGCUAGCGAAGCCGCAGAACGACGACGAACAGAGCUCUCGCGAAAGCACGGAGCCCCCUCUCCCCGCGCUGGCCACUCCCGCCAACAAGGAGGACACUGAGUUAUACUCCGUCGAAGGGAACGGGAAAGGGCAUCGACUGCUUUCUUCGGAGAAAGUCUUUGUGGCUGGAUUCGUAGGUCCGAACACGGCGACCUCAGAGGUGUCGGCCGACUCGGCUCCUGAGGGUGAAAAAGGAAAACUUUCCCCGGUAGACGCACUUCUUCGCUCGGCGCUAGCCAUUCCCCAAGUCACACUCAUUUCGCUGGACGUUCUUCCGCGUCUGACGAUCAGCCAGAAAAUGGACGUUUUGUCGAGCACAGCGAAACUGGCGGGGUACCGCGCGGUAGUGGAGGCGAUCUCGCACUUUGGCCGGCUCAUGGGCCCGGAAAUCACAUCUGCGGGGAAAUACCCGCCGGCGAAAGUUCUCGUGAUCGGGGCAGGGGUCGCAGGUUUGCAGGCCAUUGGAGACGCACACCGACUAGGCGCUGAUGUCCGUGGCUUCGACGUCCGGCUCGAGUGCAAAGAACAGGUCGAAUCGAUGGGAGGGGAGUUUCUGGCCAUGACUUUUGAAGGGCCAGGUGAGAGCGGGCGGGCGACGGCGGGAGGGUACGCGAAGCCGAUGAGCGAGGAGUUUCUCCGGAAAGAAAUGGAGUUGUUUGCAGAGCAGUGUCGGGAAAUCGACAUUCUCAUCACCACCGCUUCGUUGCCGGGACGCCCAGCUCCGAAACUCAUCAAAAAAGAACACGUCGACACCAUGAAAGCCGGCAGCGUGAUUGUAGACCUCGCGGCUCCGACGGGGGGAAACGUGGAAGUCACGCGGCCAGGAGAAACGUAUCUGUACAACGGGAAAGUCACAGUUGUCGGGUGGACAGACCUCCCGUCGCGCAUGGCUCCACAGGCCUCAGAAAUGUUUGCUCGAAACAUUUUCAACUUGCUGGAACACAUGGGGGCCGGCCGAGACUUCUCUGUCAAUUUCGACGACGAAAUCAUCCGGGCAAUCACCGUUGCGAGACACGGACGAAAAACCUACCCACCACCUAGGAAAGAAAGCGAUCCAGAAAACACGAACGCGGGAUCCGCUCUGCUCACGGGUUCAAACACAGACGCAGCGCCUGUUGAGGAAAGUGCGCAGAGAUCCGAAAAUCUGUGGCACCUGGUCCAGAAGCGAAUGAGGAACCGUUGGCGAGGCAUUGUCGCGCCUCUCGACAUUUUAACGAUUCUCGUGAUUGCCGCGUUCACUGCACUCUUUGCAGCCACCGCGCCUCCUUCCUUUCCCCCGCUGCUCUUUAUCUUCUUUCUUGCGUGUUUCGUCGGAUAUCUGCUCGUCUGGAACGUCGCCCCCGCCCUCCACACGCCUCUCAUGUCUGUCACGAACGCCAUCAGCGGGACGGUCCUUGUAGGAGGCAUGCUCGGCAUCAGCGCGCGAGCGUACCAAACACUCGACAAAGAAUCCAUCUGCCCACACAACCACCUGGGGCCUUUAGAGCCCUUUUACUGCCACUCGCGAGGAACCGCAGCAAUCACGUUAAAUGCGAUCGCCAUUGCCGUUGCGUCCAUGAAUGUGUUUGGUGGAUUCGCUGUCACGCAACGCAUGCUCAACAUGUUCAGAAAGUCAACGCCCAAGUAGACAGCCGGAGCGAAAGCCACAAAAAGAAGCAAAGAAACACUCCAGCCUGCUUCGCUAUGCAUAUAGUUAUACAUAUGUUCAUUGCAUGUUGGCUGCGAAUGAAUAUUUGAAUGUAUACUUUUCCGUGACGCAGAAGUCUGCUUGAUUCCACUGCAUCUCUCUUCAUAGAUGCGUAGACAUGUGAAGGGAGAGUGCAGUCCUGUCUAUGAGGGAAUGGAGGUUUCCUGGAUUUCGUCUUCCAAAUGGACAGGUCACUGAAUAUCGAUCUGAGAUCUAUGUUGCCUUUCUUCCCGGUUCGUAAUGACUUCCGGUUUCUUCCCGUACAGGUAACGCCACAACAGCUGUGCUUAACGAUGCAGGUGAGAGUGUGUGGCAUUCGCAGCUGACUGCGUUCGGCGCUUUCCUUUUGAUUGGUGCAUUACACGCGUCUGCGCGAACAUGACUUCCGCGAUCAGCUGGCGAAAGGUUUUUCGCACGCGCUUCCAAAAAACGACGUUUUCCUCGCAGAUGCGUAGUCUACCCGUACAUAUCUAUGUAUAUGAACAACCAUUUACAUGCACAAAGACUGACAUAUUCGCCAACCUUUCCCAGUGCACUUGGACACACCUUCUAAUCUCCUCUGCAAAACUGUUCCAUCGAGAUAACUGCGCUGCUCCAAAA